CCAGACACCAAAUUAAUGCAGAACAGUGGAAUGUCUACUUUGAAAUGAACACAGAUAGACCAUGUCAUGAAUGUUCUUGUACUCUGGAUUUUCCUGGUUUUAGGCAUAAUAUGUUUUAUCCUAGCGGUUGGGCAUGGCAUUUGGGAGAACAAGAAAGGCUACCACUUCCAGAUUUUUCUGCCAUGGGAAAAAUAUGUCUCUUCAUCAGCUGUCUCUGCCAUCCUCAUAUUCUGGUCCUACUUCAUUAUUCUCAAUACCAUGGUACCCAUUUCACUCUAUGUUAGUGUUGAAAUAAUAAGAUUGGGCAACAGUUUCUAUAUCAACUGGGAUCGGAAGAUGUUUUAUGCACCAAGGAAUACACCAGCAUAGGCUCAUACUACCACCCUUAAUGAGGAGCUCGGCCAAGUCAAAUAUAUAUUCUCUGACAAAACAGGGACCCUGACUCAGAACAUUAUGAUUUUCAAGAAAUGUUCUAUUAAUGGGAAGCUCUGUGGUGAUACUUAUGACAAGGAUGGACAGAGGGUGACAGUCUCUGAGAAAGAAAAGGUCGAUUUCUCCUUCAACAAACCAGCUAAUCCUAAGUUUUCAUUUUAUGACAAUACUUUGGUGGAAGCAGUGAAAAAGGGAGAUCACUGGGUACACUUAUUUUUCCGCUCACUCUCAUUGGUUCAUACCGUGAUGUCAGAAGAAAAAGUAGAAGGCAUGCUGGUGUACCAGGUUCAGUCACCAGAUGAAGGUGUCCUGGUCACUGCUGCCAGGAACUUUGGCUUUGUGUUCCAUUCCCGCACGUCUGAGACAGUCACAGUGGUCGAAAUGGGGAAAACCAGAGUCUACCAACUGCUGACUAUUUUGGACUUCAACAAUGUGCGCAAGAGGAUGUCUGUUAUUGUGUGGACACCUGAAGAUUGGAUAAUGUUUUGCAAGGGUGCAGACACCAUCAUCUGUGAACUGCUUCAUCCAUCCUGUAGUUCCCUCAAUGAUGUGUCCAUGGAACAUUUAGAUGAUUAUGCUAGUGAAGGCCUUCACACCCUAAUGGUGGCCUACCGAGAGUUGGAUGAAGCAUUCUUCCAGGACUGGAGCAGGAGGCAGAGUGAAGCCUGCUUGUCUUUGGAGAAUCAGGAAAGCAGAUUAUCAAAUGUCUAUGAAGAAGUCGAAAAAGACUUGAUGCUGAUAGGGGCCACAGCGGUAGAAGACAAGCUGCAAGAUGGAGUACCUGAGACAAUCAUCACCCUGAACAAAGCCAAAACUAAACUAUGGGUUUUAACUGGAGAUAAGCAAGAGACUGCUGUGAACAUUGCCUACUCCUGUAAGAUAUUUGAGGAUGAAAUGGAUGAAGUGUUCAUUGUGGACGGCAGGGAUGAUGAGACUGUUUGGAAAGAACUCAGGAUAGCAAGGGACAAGAUGAAACCCGAAUCUCUCCUGGAUUCAGACCCUGUAAACAUUUACCUCACUACGAAGCCCAAAAUGCCUUUUGAAAUACCUGAGGAGGUGGCCAAUGGCAACUAUGGCUUGAUCAUCAAUGGCUAUAGUCUGGCCUAUGCUCUAGAAGGGAACCUGGAGUUGGAACUGCUGCGAACAGCGUGCAUGUGCUGCCGGAUGACACCCCUUCAGAAGGCCCAGGUGGUAGAGCUGAUGAAGAAGUACAAGAAGGUGGUGAUACUGGCCAUCGGGGAUGGGGCCAAUGAUGUCAGCAUGAUAAAAGCUGCCCACAUUGGGAUCGGCAUCAGUGGCCAUGAGGGGCUGCAGGCCAUGCUCAACAGUGACUUUGCCAUCUCCCAGUUCCACUAUCUUCAGCGUCUACUCUUGGUCCAUGGCCGCUGGUCUUACAAUUGCAUGUGCAAGUUUCUCAGCUACUUCUUUUAUAAGAACUUCACCUUCACCCUGGUGCACUUCUGGUAUGCCUUCUUCAGUGGGUUCUCUGCACAGGCAGUUUAUGAGACCUGGUUUAUCACAUGCUACAAUCUGGUCUACACUUCCCUCCCUGUCCUGGGCAUGAGUCUUUUUGAUCAGGUUGUGAAUGACACAUGGAGCCUCCAUUUCCCAGAGCUAUAUGAGCCAGGCCAGGACAACCUCUAUUUCAACAGGAAGGAAUUUGUGAAGUGUUUAAUGCACGGGAUCUACAGUUCCUUCGUGUUAUUCUUUGUCCCCAUGGGGACUCGUUGCAAUACAGAACGAAAUGAUGGCAAGGACAUCUCCAACUGCCAAUCCUUCUCCACCUUGAUCUGGGUGGUCACAAUGCAGAUUGCUUUGAGGACAACCUACUGGACAAUAAUAAACCACAUCUUCAUCUGGGGUAGCCUGAGUUUCUACUUUUGCAUGUCCUUAUUCCUGUACAGCGAUGGCUUGUGCCUAGCAUUCCCUGAUGUCUUCCAAUUCCUAGGUGUGGUCAGGAACACUCUGAACCAGCUGCAAAUGCUGCUGAGCAUUAUCCUCAGCGUGGUCCUCUGUAUGUUGCCUGUGAUUGGGUACCAAUUUCUUAAACCACUAUUCUGGCCUAUCAGCGUGGACAAGGUUUUUGACAGAAUUCAAGCAUGCAGACUUCCACGGCAAUCCCCAGCCAAGACCAAACUGAAACACUUGAGCUCUCAACGUUCUGCCUAUGCAUUCUCCCAUGAACAGGGUUUUGGGGCCCUCAUCACUUCUGGCAAGACAAUGAAGUCCAGGAUGUCCAAGAAAAACACGCUUUUUUCAAAAAGAGCAAGCAUAAACCUUCCGGGCCCUACAUGAACAUAUUCCCAUUGAGGCAUCCUUCUCAGGUUUAUCUGGGAGAUUCAGGGAAGUAACCCACACGCACUGAAGCCAAAAAUGAGAUUCCUAUGGAUGGAAGGAUGCAUCAUGAUCCUGGGGAAGGAAUCCAGCUGGGCAGGCCUCAGGAAGAAGUGAAACCAGCUGCUGGAAGGUCCCAAGAACCUAGGGAGUAGUCUCUUUGUGUGUAGACUUACUCCUCAGUGUGCAAUGGAUUGAUCUUCCUUCUCAGUAAACUGUUUUUCAAUGCUGUUAUAAGUAAAAUUUUGAUGCCGCAAAAGAAA
This is a messenger RNA of Callithrix jacchus (white-tufted-ear marmoset), 3029 nucleotides long. RefSeq names its product phospholipid-transporting ATPase FetA-like. Lineage: Eukaryota; Metazoa; Chordata; Mammalia; Primates; Cebidae. The record is from RefSeq and is a predicted model, not a curated record. Gene Ontology annotation, biological process: phospholipid translocation; Golgi organization. Gene Ontology annotation, molecular function: magnesium ion binding; ATP hydrolysis activity; ATPase-coupled intramembrane lipid carrier activity. Gene Ontology annotation, cellular component: trans-Golgi network; plasma membrane.